AGCACAAAAUAUAAAUAUAUAAAAACCAAAAAUAUCCAAUUCAAUAAUUAAUUAAUCAUGUUUUUUGAGUUAGACGACAUCAGAAGAAGACAUUCCUUGUAUUUUGAUUGUUAUAAUGCUGGUGUAUGGACAGAUGCUCCUGAGAAGUAAAUUAUAUCUUUAAUAAAUUAGUUCAUGGAGAUGGAAUUUUACAAGAGGAGCAAUCUCAGGAUUAUUAGGAAGUGUUGUAGGUGAAACAUGGCAUAAUUUUUAUGAGAAUUGGAAAUUACUGUAAUAAAUAUAUAUAUUUAAGUUUACGAUCAUAUGAAUAACCAAAUAAUUUGAAAGAAUUGUAUAAUUUUAGUAAAGCAACUGUCAAUCUUGAGAAUUUCAAAAGAUCAAUGGGUACUAGAAUGUAAUUUGCUUUUGCCUCAGGUGGUAUUGAUUGGGCUUUGAGAUUAGCAACAUUUAGAGCUAUUAAUCAUGGAUGGCAAAGUAUUUAUAUUAAAUAUUUAAUUAAGGAACUUGGGGUACAUUUGAAUAUGGUUUCAUGAGAAAAAUUCCUGGCUCUAUGUUUAUGGCUCUUAUUACUGCACCUAUUGGAAUUCCAUUUGAAGUUGCUAGAAUGGCAUAUUAUGCUGAUAAAACAUUCCCUAAAGAAUUAUAAAAAGGAUAUACCUCAUUUUUCAAUGCUUUAUGGAGAAUUCCAUUUGAAGAAGGACCAUACUAUUUCUAUAAAAAUUCCUUCCCUCUCUUUGCUAGAAACUUUUUAUAAACAUUAACUCUAUUAUACUCUUUUGAUUGGAUGAAGGAUAAAGUAAAUAAUUAUAUAUUUACAUCUAAAGCUCUCUGUUCUUACAAGAGUUUCAGAAAUCCCAUAUUUCCCAGUUAAAGUUUUAAACUGUUUCUUAUCUACAUACUUGGCCAUAAUAACUAGUUAUUCUCUUUCUUAAGUGACUCGAGAAAUGGUAGAAUUAUGGCCGAAACCUAAUGGGGUUUGUCCUUAUGAGGGAAAUUAUAGAAAAGCUGCUACUCAUAUUUGGUAUUUUUAUUUUAUAAUCAAAACUAAGGUAUGCCAGAAAUUUCAAUAACUAUUUCCCAGGUAUGUUAAGAAAUUAUGCCAGCAGAUAAUUCUUACCAAUGUUUGUUACUCUUUGGUGGGCUGAUUCUUUUGGAUUAUUUACUUACUGGAAAAUAGAUAUGUUUAGUGGAGCAGGAUCAAAUACAUGGGAAGAUUCAUUUUGUUGAAAUUUAUAAAUCA
Messenger RNA from Paramecium sonneborni, 1240 nucleotides. Lineage: Eukaryota; Ciliophora; Oligohymenophorea; Peniculida; Parameciidae. The record is from the annotation of a GenBank genome assembly.